Molecule: messenger RNA, 3751 nt
Organism: Aethalodelphis obliquidens (Pacific white-sided dolphin)
Lineage: Eukaryota; Metazoa; Chordata; Mammalia; Artiodactyla; Delphinidae
Gene: PROB1
Product: proline rich basic protein 1
Exons: 1
Coding region: 135-3200 (1021 amino acids)
Cellular component (GO): nucleoplasm
Source: RefSeq, a predicted model, not a curated record
CUCGGGAGCGGACGCGGCCGCUUUAAGGCGCGGUGACCCCACGGCACCCGCGGGCGGGGCGGGGACAGUGCUGGCAUCCGCGGCACCAGCAGAGGCGAACGCGAGGGAGAGAGUGCGCGGCGUCCGGCCUCAGCAUGCUGACCGCGUUCGCCCCACCAACCCUGCCCGGGGUCCCAGGGCGGCUGCCCGCGGCCCCCGCGCGGCGCCAGGACUCCUCCAGUUCGUCAGGCUCCUACCACACGGCUCCGGGUUCUCCAGAGCCCCCGGACGUUGGGCCGGACGCGGAGGGCAGGGCGAAUUGGCCCACGGUGGCCCCUGUGCUGGGGGAGGGCGCGCAGCCUCGCCUGUCCGUCAGUGCCCAGAAUAGCCGCCAGCAGCUCGGGCCCGGCUCGGGUUUCCCGCGAGGCCCGGCCUCGGGCCCGCGGCCACCCCAGCCCCAGCUGCGCAUGCUGCCGUCGGGGGAGAUGGAAGUCAUCUUCGGCGCCGGGCCCCUGUUCAGCCGUUCUGACGCAGAGGAUAGCGAGGUGCAACAGCUCACGACGCAGGCCUUCCGCAGCCUCUCUCCGCCCGGCUCCGCGUCUCCUAUCUCUGCCGAACCGCAGCCCCAGGGCCCCGACGGUGGCUCCCGCUGGGCCACCUACCUGCAGCUGCGACCCCGCGGGCCGAGUCCUGCCACCCCAGCGCAGUUCGAGUGUGUGGAGGUGGCGCUGGAGGAGCGUGCCGCGCCUGCCAGGACCCGGACGGUGCCCAAACGUCAGAUCGAGCUGCGCCCCCGGCCCCGGAGUCCUCCGCGGGAGGCCAGCGCGCCGCCCCCGCGACUGUUCCUGCGCACCGGCUCCCUGGACGAGUCUCUGGGCCGCCUGCAGGCUGCCGCGGACCUCGUGCAGACGGCGCUGGCCAGAAAACUGAGCCCCGCGACCCCUGCCCCAAGCAGCGCCACCUUCGGACCCACGGUACCGCCAGAGCCUGCGGCCCCGGAAACGCCCCGCAGUACUCGAGUGGCUCUGAAGGAGGCCAGGUCUCGGCCACCUCGUGUGCAUUAUAGUUCAGCCCCCGCCAGGGCCCCACGACCGUGGCCUAGCCUCCGUGAGCGCGCAAUUCGGCGCGACAAGCCCGCGCCCGGGACCGAGCCUCUGGGUCCAGUUAGUUCCAGCAUCUUCCUGCAGUCUGGGGAGAAGAUCCAGGAGGCGCACCACCAGGAACCCAAGACUCGGUUCCCGCAAGAGACUCCGGAUCGAACCGUCCUGAGGGCACAGAGUCCGUCUUCCCAGUCUAGGGCCCCCCGGGAGGUUUCGAGUAAGCCCGUGAGACCGAGGAGCCCAUCCCCGCUGUGGCAAGCCCCAAAUGGGACCGUGCGGGGUCCUCGCUGCCCCUCGCCCCAGAACCUGUCCCCGUGGAAUAGGGCUAUCCGGAAGGUGAGUGGCCCGUCGCUCCCCGAGGCAUCCUCCGCAUGGGGAAAUCAGGAUGCUGCUGUCACGGAAACUGUCAGCAGGAAGAGCCCUUCCCCUCCGACCCUUUCCCAGUGGAAUCGGGGUGUUGCCAGUGCAAGAAGCCCAUCCCCCGAAGCUCCUUCCUCGUGGGAGGUUCCGCAUCCAGCAGGUGGGGAUAUAGUUGAGGGGAGUAGGAGCCCGUCCCCGCCAAACUUGUCCUCAUGGGAGACUCCAGAUCGUCCUACUGGGACGUGGAGCCCAUUGCCCCAAGAGACGUGGGACUCCACAGUGCAGAGCUCAGCGGUAGUUUCUACGCGGGAAGCUAUGAAUGGCGUAGCCCAGGAGGAACUGGUGCCACCCACGCCAUCUGCACCCGGGACUCCAGAGCUAACAGAGGCGCAGAGUCCGUCCACGCGGGAGAUGCCGGAUCUUGCCUUCCCAGGCAGCCAGCUGUCGCCAGCGGUGGCUGCACCCCAGCUGCCCCUCAGUCGCCUCGUGGGCACCCUGGAUGCCGAUGCGCGCCCGGAAGCCUUGGGCUCUGGAGAAGCGGCCUCGGGACGCCCGCGCGUGGCCAUUCCGCGGCCCCGCGACGUGCGCAAGAUGGUGAAGACCACAUACGCGCCAAGCUUCCCGGCAAGCACCCCAGGCUCAGGGCUCCCUGUGCCUCCUGCGGAACCCCGCGGGGAGGAAGGCGGCGCAUCCAAGACACAAGAGCUUCAGGCGCUGGGGGCCCACGCCCCAGCUCACUACACUUCCGUUUUUCUCAAGGACUUUCUGCCGGUCGUGUCACACCCCUACGAGACCCCAGAGCCAACCACAGACACAGUCCCCCGGGACGUUACGCAGCCCAACGGGGUACUGCGGCGGAGGGCAGAGAACAGCACGGCGAAACCCUUCGCGCGCACUGAGAUCCGCCUGCCUGGUGCCUUGGCCUUAGGCCGCCGGCCGGAGGGAACCCAGGGAGUCGUGGUGCGCGGUCCUGGCGGAAAGAACAGGGAUGCAGAGCCCCAGCGCCUGGUCCCCGACGACAAGGGUCGUACCAGCCCUCUAGGCGGCGCUCGCACCUCACCCCAGAAGUCGCCGAUAGGGCCGGCAGGGACCCAACCUCCCAGACCGCCCCGCCCUAGCUCCCCGCAGGCGUACCCUAGCUCGAGCCCUGGAAUAGCAUCGAAACAGGAGACGCCACCUAUGGCCCCUGAGCCCGCGGUUGCGGUCCAGUCGCCCCUCCCGCGGGAGCCCCAAGCGUCCGCUGGCAGAGCGGCCCCGCCCCAGGCCCGCGCCGCCUCGGCGCCUCCCAUGGACCGGUCCCCGGAAGGCCCCUCCCAGGGGGCGCGCAGGCCGCCCGGGGCCGCGCACCCGGGGAAGGUCCUGGUGGACCCAGAGAGCGGCCGCUACUACUUUGUGGAGGCGCCGAGGCAGCCUCGGCUGCGGCUGCUCUUCGACCCCGAGAGCGGGCAGUACGUGGAGGUGCUGCUGCCACCCUCGCCCUCGGUGCCACCCCGCCGCGUCUACACCCCGCUGGCCCUGGGCCCCGGCCUCUACCCGCCGGCCUAUGGGCCUAUCCCUGGCCUCUCACUGCCACCAUCCCCGGGCCCGCCGGCCUUCAGCGGCCCCCAGCUACCCUGGGCCUCCGAGGCGGGGCCCCUGGACGGGAUGUACUACCUGCCAGUGAGCGGGACCCCCAGCCCCGCGCCUCCUCUGCUCCUCUGUGCUCCACCCUCCAGCUUGGGUCCCGCCCAGCCGAGCAAGGGCUCCUUGUUCCCCGUGUGAGGCCCCAGGGCCUGAUCCCCAUGGUGUUGGGGCCCGUUAAUGGCCUUGGAAGUUCUGGCAUCCAGUCCUGUGCCCUCUUUUCCUUCUAUCACCUCUUUCUUUUACCCAUCUCAUGCAGUCUUCAGACCAGAAGUUACCUUCAGAGUGCUUAUCUGAGACCCCCAGCGCUGAUGGAGCUGGAGCUCAGGAAAUGGCUGCCUGUUUCCUCUCCCGACAGAAUCGUAUACCCCUUUCCCAAGCAUUCCCAGAGUGUGGUGUGUUGGGGGGCUGUGUGUGUGUGUGUUGUGGGAUGAAAAAAAUGCAGAACGUGAGAGUUGUGAGUUAGGUUUUAUUUGGGGCAAAAUGAAAACUAUAAGCCUGGGAGACAGCCUCUCAGCACUGAGGAACUGCUCUGAAGAGGUAAGUGAGGGAAGUCAGUAUAGAUGUGGGUUUGGUGAAGGAGGAUACAGGCAAUCGAGCACACAUUUUGGCAGAAGGUUGCUGCUAGUCACAAGGAGCAGAUGUCCAUUAAUGAUUUUAGUGCUUUUCUAGUUAUGAGAAGAUGCAAGAAA